AUAAGGAUCAACGUUCGUAGGCAGUCAGACGCAUCAGAAGAAAAAGAUUUAUCUAGCUUGUUAUCAUGGAAAAUCUGAAUGUGUCGGAUGAUGCAAAGACUCCUGGACCGGGUGCCUCUGAAGGUAUUCUAACGCAGACAACAACGAUUUAUGACUACCAGGAAAGUACAGAAUCAAGUACUUUAGGAAAUGGAAUGGUGAUUCCUCAUUCGGAGCUUGGGCCGUGGUCUACCGGCCCAUUUAUCUGGUCCAGGUAUCUCAUUUUUCAAACGAUUACCGCAGUUAUCGGCAUCAUAGGCAACGGACUUGUCAUGUUGGUGCUUUUCCAAAGAAGGGCUAAGCGACGUUCGACCGAUACCUUGGUCGGCGGACUUGCCACAGCCGAUUUUCUUACAUCCAUCUUCAUCCUCCCUGUCCCAAAGGCAGCUACAGUUCCUGUGAACUGGCUGGGUGAACUUUAUUGCAUGAUACAAGAAACGAAAAUCACCAAAGAUAUCUGUGUCACGGCGUCAAUCUAUCUCCUAGUCGCCAUAUCAUUCGAGCGUUACAUCGCCAUUGGUCAUCCUAUUUAUUUCAACCGUUUCCUGACACGUGGACGCGUGGCUGCAUCCAUUGUCAUCAUCUGGUUCUUCGCCAUCCUUACCUCUGUGCCUCGCAUCUUUACCAUCACUGUCCGCAGCGUGGACAACCGCGGCACGUUGGGGGUCUGCUUUUAUAAGCCUGUCGGCCGAACAAAUCAGAUCACUCUCUCCUUGUACCUCUUCUGUCUCCGUAUUUUCAUCCCAACGGUGACGAUGUUGGUGACGCAGAGCCUCAUAGCCAAGCAUCUCUAUCGACAAGGCCGCAGGUUUCGUGGGAAAAAGGAUACAUCCUUCCACGAUGUUGCCCGGCGGCGUGUUGUCAAGUUGAUGCUGAUCGUCAUCAUCACCUACAUCAUCUGCUGGGGCCCAUCUCAAGUGACCGUCUUUCUCUUCCUCUUCGGAAUCCUCCCACCAAGCUUCAGACAGAGUCCAGCAUGGAUCAUCAUCUUCAUGCUCUCAUUCUUCAACUCCUGCGCCAACCCGAUCAUCUACGCCAUCAGGUUCAAGGAGUUCCGAGAAGCAGUGUGGGCUUUAUUCAGUAGGCAGAGGCGACCGCUGACCGCUAUCUUCGAACAGGAAAAGAGAAACAACAACACUGAUAAGCCAACCCGACUGACCAAUGUGAAGACGGAUGGAUUAAACAACACAACGAUUCCGGCCCAGUCAACAAAUAGUGCUGGCAUCGGAGGUGCGCGUAACAACGCCAACAUCCGUGAACAGUAAAACAGGUGCAGUUACGCUAAAAAGCAACAAAUCCUUGGGGUGAAAUGAAAGUACUGCUACUUAGGGCUCGUUUCCUAUCCAGGGAUGGAACUGAAUGGUAUUAAAUCCACUUGAUUUAUAGACCCGAGUUGCACGUCCUUUUUUGAGGGGGGGGGGGGUCAAAAAUAGCUUUGGGUAUUGGGGCAUAAGAGGGUGUAGAAAUGAAGGGGAUUAUCAUAUCGCUCUCUUAAGAAUAAUAUUAUAUAAAUUUUCUUUAUGAUGAAAAUUGCCAAUAUCUUUAUAACUGUUAAAUUUGGUCAUUUUAAACGUAUGGUAGAAUAUACAAUGGAUUAUAUUAGUUUGGCGGGAGGGGCGGUAACCUUAGCCUCUCAAAAAUAAAUUUCAGUUACUUUUAUGAGAUGGAGCGUAGAAACUGAGC
Messenger RNA from Lytechinus variegatus (green sea urchin), 1722 nucleotides. RefSeq names its product growth hormone secretagogue receptor type 1-like. The coding region runs from base 66 to 1304 and encodes 412 amino acids. Gene Ontology annotation, biological process: G protein-coupled receptor signaling pathway. Gene Ontology annotation, cellular component: membrane. Gene Ontology annotation, molecular function: G protein-coupled receptor activity. Lineage: Eukaryota; Metazoa; Echinodermata; Echinoidea; Temnopleuroida; Toxopneustidae. The record is from RefSeq and is a predicted model, not a curated record. The transcript has a single exon.